ACCACGAAAUUUCUCUGCAUAUCCGGGUCAAUAUUUCUGCCCAAUAAAAAUAUUAGCCAUUUUCUCCCAAUUCCCAUACUUUUAUUUUUUGAAAUAACUCAUUGACUGAUUUCCCAUACUUUAAAUCCCACCAUAAUAUUGGGCAUGUGUAAAGUUGGUUGGUAAGGUAGUAGUAACAGCUAACCCUCUUUCUCUCUCCUUCUCUUUCUCUCUGUUCUACUCUUGAUCAGAAGGAGAGGUUAAAAAUGGCUUCAGAUGGUAAAGUUCACACCUUUGAGGAAGUUUCAAAGCACAACAGCACCAAGGAUUGCUGGUUGAUUAUCUCCGGAAAGGUCUAUGAUGUAACUGCAUUCAUGGAAGACCAUCCUGGUGGCGAUGAAGUUCUUCUAUCUGCAACUGGCAAAGACGCAACAAACGAUUUUGAAGAUGUGGGACACAGUGAUUCCGCCAGAGAGAUGAUGGACAAAUACUACGUCGGAGAAAUCGAUGUAUCAACCGUCCCGCUAAAGCGCUCAUAUGUUCCACCACAGCAAGCCAAUUACAAUCAUGACAAGACCCCUGAGUUUAUCAUCAAGAUCUUACAGUUCCUGGUACCCCUUAUCAUCUUAGGGUUGGCUUUCGCCGUGCGACACUAUACCAAGAAGGAGGAUUAGAGAUUUUUCCAGUCUUCCAAAUCUAGGCAAUCUAGGCAUAUAUCAGUUAGCUAUUCAGAACUCAGAAGUCCUUUAUAAGUGAUUAUUUCAGCCUUGUUUGUUCCAUUGUGUCUGAAAGUUCUGUUCUAGGUUCUAUCAUGCUAUAUUGAUUGUGGUUUGGAUUUCGCAAGGUUACUGUUGUGCUGCUUAUUUUGAUAAUUCUAUUUGGAAAACCUUUUGUUAAGAA
Messenger RNA from Spinacia oleracea (spinach), 879 nucleotides. Its product is annotated as cytochrome b5. Bases 246 to 653 code for a protein of 135 amino acids. The record is from RefSeq and is a predicted model, not a curated record. The transcript is spliced from 4 exons. Gene Ontology annotation, cellular component: membrane; intracellular membrane-bounded organelle. Gene Ontology annotation, molecular function: heme binding. Lineage: Eukaryota; Viridiplantae; Streptophyta; Magnoliopsida; Caryophyllales; Amaranthaceae.